AUGUUGGAAGGCGAUGAAUCCCGUCAAUGGGAGCAGCACAUCGCUUCGAAUAACCAUCGGCUGGCUACCAUCACGCUGCAACUAACGGAUGCGGCGGGGUUUAUGACCGGCUGCCGCGAGCUGAUCUCGUGGUGCAAUGACCCCAGGGCCUUUAACGCCCAUUUUGAAAACCACUUACUCGAUGCGCUGCAGGCCGUCUACGACAACGCGAGCAAGGAGGGCUUCUCAACGGAGCUUGGCGCGCAGCUCGUCGCACUCUGUCAUCAGCAGCGCAAGCAUCUGUCCAAAGAAGCGGCGCUGCGGAUCGGUCGCUGGCACGAGCACUUCCGGCGCCAGAAGCGCAACGCCAAGAAGAAGCAGCGCCGCGAGGAGGAGAACGCCGAGCGCCUCAGG
Molecule: messenger RNA, 393 nt
Organism: Mesorhabditis spiculigera
Lineage: Eukaryota; Metazoa; Nematoda; Chromadorea; Rhabditida; Rhabditidae
Source: the annotation of a GenBank genome assembly